CAAAGACUAGCUUCUUCAAAUAAUGGAAGCAAAGAGUAAAAUAUUGGUAUCCAUUAUUAGUAAAUGCUUUUGCAAGGCUCAUAGCAUUAGCUAACGUGUUUCCUUCUGUUGAAGGAAAACUUCCUCAGAACAGAGAAGUCACCCUCAAAAGGUGACACUAGAACCAGCUAUUCUAGAACCUUAUUUUAAUGUUAUUUAAAUAAAUGAAAGCCAUCCACCUAAAAUAUAGAUGUAGUGUAAUGUCAGAAUCAUAACAUCUAUUUAAACCUAACAAUUGCUGUAUUUAAGAGCUGAGCUGUGUUGCCACCCCAGAAAAGCUUCAAAGAAAGAAUAAGUAGGACUGGACUGGAUACAGAAAAAAGCAGCUUUUGGCUGAUGACAUUGUCACCUUGGACUGUGGUAAGGACCCUGGAUAGCUGGGCAGGCCUUUUUUUUUUUUCAAGUUUCAAGUGGCAGGAGUUCAUUAAGCAAAGUGAAAACACCUCUCCAUAAGGCAGGAGAGCAGGCUGUCUGGAAACCAGAAGCAGGCCCAAAUGGGCAGGUCUUGACCUCCCAGUGUCUGUGUUGUUAGGAUCUCAGCUGUUCUCUUCAUCUAAAAGCCACUUCUAGGUUGCUUCCAAAAUAGGGGCAUCAACUACUGGACUCCACACUGAGCACAGAGUAGUUAAAAUAAAUCUUUCUGCCAUGUUCAAAAUAUGGUUUGGGGGUGGUGGUGAAAGCAUUCAAUUGAAUGGAAGCAUUCAAGUGAUAAGCCAAUGUUAUCUGUGGGGAGGACCAUAGCUUCUCUUACAACCGGUUGCCAGACUUAUACCCAAUAUAAAGUAAAUAUAGCAGAGAGGUAUGUAGUUAUCAUUUAUCCCUCGAAGAGCCAGAUUUGUGUCCUGUUUCCGAGUCUGUCCUGCUGUGGAGUAUUGUGAAAACAACAACGUUUGGAAAUAAAGGGACCUGGCUUUGGUCUUACGCCAGGACCAGACCCAGGACCACUGCCAGUUCUGUGCAUUAUCCUCCAGGGUACAGUGUGCCAUGAAUGGCUGGACUUUUAAGUAUGAACCACAUUGAAGAUUAACAGAUGGCACACAGCAAGUAUUUUAGUUGACUUUUUAUGAAAAUCUUACUUUACACAAAUGUUAACGCGGAGGACGACUACGACCUCAAUGCACAGAAACACCCUACUAACGCUCAGCCCUCUGGGAAAGCGUGCGAAACGCGUCCAGCGAGAUCAACAGUCAACCAGUGGUCUCCGCGCCCUGUUAGCCCCACCCCUACCAUGCCCCGCGUCCUUUCUAUUGGUUCCUUUGCCUGCGUUCUGUUGCCGUGGAGACCAGGGCUAUGGCAACCAGGAGAAGCCAAACUUGGUCCUUCCUCUGGAACCGCGGAGGGAUCCUUGCUGGCGGCGGGAUUCGUCACGGCGCUCAUGGCGCUGUACGAGCUGUUCUCUCACCCUAUCGAGCGCGGUUACCGCGCAGGGCUCUGCUCCAAGGCCGCGGUGUUCCUGCUGCUGGCCGCCGCGCUCACGUACAUCCCGCCGCUGCUGGUGGCCUUCCGCAGCCAUGGGUUUUGGCUGAAGCGGAGCAGCUACGAGGAGCAGCCCACCGUGCGCUUCCAGCAUCAGGUACUGCUCGUCGUCCUGCUGGGCCCCGAGCGCGGCGGGUUCCUGGCCUGGAGCACGUUCCCCGCCUUCAACCGGCUGCAGCGGGAUCACCUGCGCGUCCCGCUCGUUUCGACUAGAGAAGAAGACAGGAACCAGGACGGGAAAAUGGACGUGUUACAUUUUAAACUGGAGCUUCCCCUGCAGUCCACGGAGCACGUUCUUGGUGUGCAGCUCCUCUUGACUUUCUCCUACCAGUUGCACAGGAUGUCGACAUUGGUGAUGCAGAGCAUGGCGUUUCUCCAGUCCUCCUUUGCUGUUCCGGGGUCCCAGUUAUAUGUGAAUGGAGACCUGAGGCUGCAGCAGAGGCAGCCCCUAAGCUACUGUGGCCUGGAUAUUCGCUACAACGUGUCUGUCAUCAACGGGACCAGCCCCUUUGCCCGGGACUACGACCUCACCCACAUCGUUGCUGCCUACCAGGAGAGGAAUGUAACCACCAUUCUGACUGACCCCAAUCCCAUCUGGCUGGUGGGAAGGGCGGCUGAAGCUCCAUUUGUGAUUAAUGCUGUCAUCAGAUACCCCGUGGAAGUCAUUUCUUAUCUACCAGGAUUCUGGGAAAUGAUAAAGUUUGCCUGGAUCCAGUAUGUCAGUAUCCUGCUUAUCUUCCUCUGGUUGUUUGAAAGAAUCAAAAGAUUUGUGUUUCAAAAUCAGGUGGUGAUCACAAUCCCUGUAACAGCAGUGCCCCGGGGAGAACUGUAUAAGGAGCACUUCUCCUAAAAGACGACUUCUGAAAACUCUGUGCAGGACCCUGGCUGCCUCACUGUGGGCUUCUGAGAACUGCCCUUUCAUGAACUUUCUGCAAAGAGCCCCUGGACACGGGCGGGCAUCUGUGCUUUCCCAUCAGAGACAAAGAACAUUCCUUUCUAAACCUUUUCUACACUAAUUCCCUAUCUUCUAAGCAUCUGCAGAAUCACCAGUGACCAGUUUGUGGAAACAUCUGGGUGUUCUCCAAGGCUGUGAUUUGCUCUUCUUUUUUUUUUUUGUCUUAGACUUGAGUUUCAGGAGAAAACUACAGUCAGUUCAGACACCUUGGAAAGAGUCCUAUCUCUGGCCGAGCUAAGACUUUUCCUCUCUUGAACUGAGGAACAUGCUCUGCAUUUCUUUCCCUGUUGUGAACCACUUUUUACUCUUUUCAGGGCUCUCUCUGUGAUAGAUAUGCAAAUCACUAGCACUUUCCCCUCCUGGGCAUCUACAUUUCCCAUUCAGAGCUUUGAUUUCCAGAACUGAGAGGCCUCUAACUGGAGAACUGGAGAGAAAGGGAGCGCUCAAGAGUGGAUGUAUGCACGUGUGGGAGGGUGGGCGACACGAGGAUACCGGGACCAUCCACCUGCCCUCCGUCUAACAGACAGUCGCCUGUCAUCGACUCAUCUGAGCAGCCCUUUAUCCCUGCCCUGCUGUGGCUGGCUGGCUGCCCUGCCUUUUGCCCUCUGUACGCCUGGAAUACCAGUCUGCAGUCAGAAGCGCUGUGUCACGCACAGCCCCCUCUGUAACAGUGUGGGACAUAAGGAUCCUCACAACAGGUUCUUUCUCUCUGGCCCUCAACCAACAUCCUGGACACUUGCCACUCCUCCGCCUUGACAGCCCUCCCCCUUCUUGAAAAGGACAUGGGUGACAGAGGAGCUGUUGUUGGUACUGGCACCCCUGCCCAACAACCAGUUUAUUUGGAGAUCUAAGAGGAAGCCCAGUUUCUUGCAUUUCACUUGACUAAGGAACGGCGCCCAUCAGAGUGGACAGCUUUGGGGAGGGCACACAAGGAGUGGUGAGGGAUAAAGAGGAUGCCAGCCUGGGCAGCCCAAUCCAGCCUGGCCAUUAGGGUGACAAGCAGUGCAGUCAGAUUAUCCUCACCACUGGGUGAGUGUCUGCCGAAGAGGCUGCUGGAAGGGGCCUGUGCCGCCUGUGGAAGACCCACUCUCUGUUCUCACCCUGAGGAAACUACACUGCCUCAAGGGAUCCCGAGAUGUCAGUGGCACUGGAAGGACAUGCCCGCUGUGAUCCCUGCUUCACGCCCACUUACAAACACUCCUCUGUAUCUGCCUCCAUUUACCUUGGAGAUUCAGUUAUUCCAAGGCACCUUUUCUUUCAGGCCAACCAAAAUUAGAGUUUUGGAAACAAAGCCAUUUUGAAGUAUUGAAGCACAAAAAUAUCUUAACACUGGCCCCUCUGCCUUUUUUUUUUUAAUAUUUAGUGCUGUUAAUAUGCCUAAAAAUGUUUUCCUGAGAUUUAAAUGAAAAAUGGUUUCUGGUGUGAAUCACAAAAAGAUGAUGAGAUGGGAAGCUAGCUAGAGAUGUAUAUAAAUACUGCUGGCUAUUUUAUUAAAUUAUUUUAUUGCAAUGUUUUAAUAAAGAACCAUGAUGUUUUGUAACUUUCUAAUUAAAAUGUUUAAAAUGGAA
Manis pentadactyla (Chinese pangolin) is the source of this 4038-nucleotide messenger RNA. RefSeq names its product transmembrane protein 231 (gene TMEM231). The transcript is spliced from 7 exons. The coding region runs from base 1103 to 2365 and encodes 420 amino acids. Gene Ontology annotation, biological process: regulation of protein localization; cilium assembly. The record is from RefSeq and is a predicted model, not a curated record. Gene Ontology annotation, cellular component: ciliary transition zone; ciliary membrane. NCBI's taxonomy places the organism in Eukaryota, Metazoa, Chordata, Mammalia, Pholidota, Manidae.